AUGGCGGCUCCGCCGGGGCGGCGGGAGCGGCUGCGGGCGCUGGCGCUGGGCCGGGGGUCCCUGGGGCUCGAGACCCUCCUGGACCUCCUGCUGGGGCUGGCGGGGGGGCUCCGGCACCGCCUGAGCCGCCGGGACCCCCCCGCGACACCCGCCGGCCACGGCGGCGACAACCACAGUGGUGACAGAGGCGACAGAGGCGACAGCAGCGACAGUGACAGCGACAGCGACAGCGACAGAUACGUCCGCGACUUUCUAAACUGGGCCGAGCCGCUGGUGUGCCGGGUUCGGGAGCUGCAGCUGCAGCGCCGCGACUUCGACAUCCUCAAGGUCAUCGGCAGGGGAGCCUUCAGCGAGGUGGCCGUGGUGCGGCUGAAGGAGACGGGGCAGAUCUUUGCCAUGAAGAUCAUGAACAAGUGGGACAUGCUGAGGCGUGGGGAGGUGUCGUGUUUCCGGGAGGAGCGGGACGUGCUGGCGCGGGGCGAUCGCCGCUGGAUCACCCGCCUGCACUUCGCAUUCCAGGACCCGCAGUGCCUG
Molecule: messenger RNA, 534 nt
Organism: Myiozetetes cayanensis
Lineage: Eukaryota; Metazoa; Chordata; Aves; Passeriformes; Tyrannidae
Product: myotonin-protein kinase-like
Exons: 4
Biological process (GO): actomyosin structure organization; peptidyl-threonine phosphorylation
Cellular component (GO): cytoskeleton; cytoplasm
Molecular function (GO): ATP binding; protein serine/threonine kinase activity
Source: RefSeq, a predicted model, not a curated record